Molecule: messenger RNA, 804 nt
Organism: Trematosphaeria pertusa
Lineage: Eukaryota; Fungi; Ascomycota; Dothideomycetes; Pleosporales; Trematosphaeriaceae
Product: arad-like aldolase/epimerase
Exons: 2
Coding region: 1-804 (267 amino acids)
Biological process (GO): pentose catabolic process
Cellular component (GO): cytosol
Molecular function (GO): aldehyde-lyase activity
Source: RefSeq, a predicted model, not a curated record
AUGGUCAACAUAACCGCCACGCUCUCCACCCUCAUCACCGCCAACCACAUCCUGCACCACCUCAACGUCCUCGAUUCCAUGGGCCACAUCAGCGUGCGCAACCCAGCCAACAACUCGACCUUUUUCAUUGCCCUGCAGCUCGGUCCUGCCGUCGUCAGCGGACCCGGGGACAUCGGCGAGUACCUAGUCGAGGACGCUUCGCCGGUAAACGGCACCGAAGGUGGGUAUGCAGAGCGCUAUAUCCACUCGGAGAUUCUGAAGCGGUAUCCGGAUGUGGUCAGCGUGGUGCACAGCCAUUCGGAGGACGUGCUGCCGUAUACGGUAGUGGGUAGUAGUGUGGGUGUGCAGCCCGUGUACCAUAUGGCUGGAUUUCUCGGCGAUAACGUGCCGAAUUUUGACAUCGAAACCGCAUACAACGAUUCUUCUCCCCGCGACAUGCUCGUCAACAGCAUCCAACUCGGUGCCGCGCUCGCCGCAACCCUGGGUGUCAACCAAUCGCAGCCUUCCUCCCCUUUGCACCCUACGGUCCUCCAGCGCGGCCAUGGCUUCGUCACGACGGGGGAAUCGGUCGAGCAGGCUGUCGACUACGCGUACUACGCCACCAGCAAUGCGCGUGUGCAGACGAACGCGCUUCUGCUGACUGGAGCUGUCGGGGGCGGAGUGCAGUAUUUGUCGGAGCAGGAGCGGAGGGAUUGCAGGAAUAUGAAUGCGUGGAUAGCGUUUAAGCCGUGGAAGCAGUGGGUGUGGGAGGUGGAGCGGAGUGGCAUGUAUGUUAAUGAAUUAGGGACGCCGCCUGAUGCGUAG